This is a messenger RNA of Cajanus cajan (pigeon pea), 3564 nucleotides long. Its product is annotated as 3-ketoacyl-CoA synthase 15. NCBI's taxonomy places the organism in Eukaryota, Viridiplantae, Streptophyta, Magnoliopsida, Fabales, Fabaceae. Gene Ontology annotation, cellular component: membrane. Gene Ontology annotation, molecular function: acyltransferase activity, transferring groups other than amino-acyl groups. Gene Ontology annotation, biological process: fatty acid biosynthetic process. The record is from RefSeq and is a predicted model, not a curated record.
AGCAAAACCGUGAGGGCUGCGGCCAGAGCGGACAAUAUCCACAUGCGGGUUGCUGGGCUGUUACAUAAUUCAUUUUGACAUUUCCUUCUAUUUUGUCCAUAACUUAUCAAGGUGACAUUUUUCUUCCUUCAUUCUAGGGUUAAGCGUUGAGAUCAGAGUGGACUUUCCAUUUGCAACGUUAAGCCUGCUUCUGGUGUUAAAACGCUGAGGUCAAAAUCAUCAGUUUUGCUAUUUUAUCAAUAAAAAUAUAAGAAAUUCAAUUAAAACUUAAAAGACAACAUUUAUAAAAAAAAACAAAAAUUAUGUGCAAAGCAAUAUCUAUAUAAAUUCUUGUCUACUUUUUCAUAAUUGCAACAUUUAUUUGACUUGUUUUUUAAAUGUGUACAGUCUCAGUGUUGGCAUUACUAUAUAUUAAACUAGCACCUACCAAAAUUAUAUAUAUACGAUUUAUAAAAACCGUAAGAGUACCUGUCUUUUAGUAUAUGCCGGUGCAAGUUUUGCAAUAUUUGUAUCUAAAAUCCUUGGAUUUAUUGAUUUUUCCAAAUGUACUCAUAUUUAGGGUUUUCCAAAUGUACUCAUAUUGAUUAAAUUAUAUUUGUGAUGUAUAUUCACGGGGACUAGACAUAUACAUCACAAUUCCAAUUUCCUCCUUCAUUCUUCUUAUCAUUUUGUUAUAUAAAAUUUUAUAUAGGUAUUACUACCAUAGACAAUCUCAUCCUAGCUUCUGCUCUAUCAUGGUUCCUACAUCUUACAUUUUGUUUGAAGAGCUUAUAGCUGGCGUUUGUGUGCCUGUAUAUCUUGUUUUACUGAAAAGAUACACAAGCACUGCACUUGCCUGAAGAUUGAAAAUAGGGAGGAUUUUUGCAAUUACACAAAGAAGAAAAAUGAAUUAGGAAUUUGGUCAAUGAAAAGAUUGGGGAAAAGGUAAUCAAAAUGAAAAUAGGGAGGCCAGAGGACUCCAAUUAACUUGGCUGAAGUUGAAAGGACUUCAAGGGUAACUUUUUUUUAGAGCCAGAGCUUGAAAUGAAGUGGGAUAAAAAUUAUGGUUGAAUCUCACAGUACCAAAGUGUGUGAAUAAAAUGUGAUUGAAAAACCGUGGGUGCGCAAGAAUAGCGGAAUUGUUAAUUUAUGGGAAUGAGAAUUAGGAAGUGAACUCAAAUCAAAGAGUAAUCUAGUAUAUUUGGUUUUAUUUACUCUUAUACUAUAAAUUAUAAUAUAAUUAGACAUUUUAAUAGUCUCUCUUUUCUACUUUAGAAAUGUAUUUUACACAUUAUCUCCAUAACUACGGAAAAAAUGUCUCUUAACCAUAUCAAAUUGUUUAUUUCCUCCUACCCAUGCACCCCAGGUCUUAAAUAUGGUUUAUGCUACACAAAUUUUUGCUUCCUGAGGAUGGACAUUGAUUAACGGAAUUUCAAUUAUUAAAAAAUAGGAUGGAAAUUUACAUGUUCAUCUUGCAUACAAUUUCAAUGGUGCUGUUAAUCUGCUGCUGAAACGCAUUCAUGCACAAAGUACCUAUUCUGUUUGCAUUCUCCGUGAAAUAUCCUUAGCAUCAUUUACCAUGCCAAGCAGCCAGUGUUCCUCCAACGGAGGGUGCUAAGAGAGAACACUCAUAAUUCUUACGUAUUUAUAUCCGAUCAAGCUAUUUUUCUAUUUACUUUUUUCACUUCGCAAUUCAGUCUUAGCAUACAUUUCCACCACUUGUUUCUUCAACCAACAUACUCAGCUUAUCGUAACAUAAUUCUUCUCCCAUGUCAAAAGAAAGUGAGGAGUUUUCCACUGAGAUUGUGCAAAGAGGUGUUGAAAACUCUGGCCCAAAUGCUGGCUCUCUUUCUUUCUCAGUUAGAGUGCGUCCUAGGCUGCCAGAUUUCCUAAGUUCAGUUAAUCUAAAAUACGUGAAAUUGGGGUAUGGCUACCUCAUUAGCCAUCGCUUGUACUUAUUGCUGGCACCACCUCUCCUUGCAGCCUUGAUUGCUCGUAUUGGAAAGUUCACUUGGCAAGACCUUUAUCAGAAGUAUGGCCUCAUUGAGGUUCUGUUCAUAUCAGCACUUUUGUGCCUAAUGCUAUAUUUUUAUAUUGACUUCACACCCGGCUCCACCUAUUUGCUUGACUUCGCAUGUUUUCGCCCUUCAAAUGAAUACAAGAUCUCUAAGGCUGAGUUCAUUGAGUUAGCAAGAAAAUCUGGGAAUUUCAAUGAUAUUGCCAUUAAGUUUCAAGAACGAGUUCUUAAGAAAUCUGGCAUAGGAGAUGAGACCUACCUGCCAAAAGGAGUUUUUGGCCCUGGUUACAGAAACUCACUGAAAGAUGGGAGACAAGAGGUAUCCAUGGUGAUGUUUGGGGCAAUUAAGGACCUUCUUGCUGCCACGAAAGUGAAAGCAAAGAAUAUUAGAAUCCUGAUAGUAAACUGUGGAAUACUAAACACCACCCCAUCGCUCUCAUCAAUGAUAGUAAACCAUUUCAAGCUUAGGCAUGAUAUCCACAGCUUCAACCUUGGUGGGAUGGGUUGUGCUGCUGGAAUCACGGCCAUUGAUCUUGCUAAAGACCUUCUGGAUGCCUAUCCUAGAGCUUAUGCUCUUGUAGUUAGCACAGAAGCUGUGAGCCAUACAUGGUACAGUGGCAAUGACAUUGACAUGCUGCUUCCCAAUUGCUUCUUCAGAAUGGGGGCUGCAGCCAUCAUGCUCUCAAAUUUCCACCUAGAUAGAUGGCGCGCCAAGUAUGAACUCAAACAGUUGGUCCGAACUCACAAAGGAAAGGACAACAGAAGCUACAAAAGCAUACAUCAAAGGGAAGAUAGUGAAGGGAGGAAGGGCCUUUCAGUGAGCAAAGAUGUGAUAGAGGUUGGAGGCCAUGCACUGAAGGCUAACAUCACCACACUAGGUCCACUAGUGCUACCCGUUUCAGAGCAGCUUCACUUCUUCACCAACUUGAUCUUCAAGAAAAAGAAAACAAAGCCAUACAUUCCGGAUUACAAGCUGGCAUUCGAGCACAUGUGCAUUCUAGCAACGAGCAAGAAGGUGCUUGAUGAGAUUCAGAAGAACUUGGAGCUCACAGAGGAGUACAUGGAAGCAUCAAGGAAGACAUUGGAGCGAUUUGGCAACACAUCAAGCAGCAGCAUUUGGUAUGAACUUGCUUACCUUGAGUUGAACUCAAGGGUCAAAAGGGGUGAUCGGGUUUGCCAAAUAGCUUGUGGUGCAGGGUUCAUGUGUAACAGUGUUGUGUGGAAGGCCCUUAGGAAUGUUGGGAGACCCAAGCAGAGUCCUUGGAUUGAGGAUGAGUCAUGAACUUGCCACUAACUUCAUUGCAUGCUAGCAAAGAACCUUAUAGGUAUCCACACGUCCAUGUUAUGAACAAUGGAAAAAGACAUGAAUUAAUUAAAUAAAUAAAACAAAAGAGAAACAUUUGGACUUGAUGGAGAAAACUUAGAAAUAGAAGGGUUUAAUAGUAUGACACUUUGCUCAUGUGAAGGGCACUGACACUGUAUCGUACAUGGCUAAACAUGCCAUGUUAAUUAGGAUACUGGAUGAUUGGCUAAUUGUUACAUCUGAAAAAUAAAAUGCUGGAAUUGUA